Messenger RNA from Penicillium diatomitis, 1182 nucleotides. Its product is annotated as glycosyltransferase family 15 protein. Gene Ontology annotation, biological process: protein N-linked glycosylation; cell wall mannoprotein biosynthetic process; protein O-linked glycosylation. Gene Ontology annotation, cellular component: Golgi apparatus; membrane. Lineage: Eukaryota; Fungi; Ascomycota; Eurotiomycetes; Eurotiales; Aspergillaceae. The coding region runs from base 1 to 1182 and encodes 393 amino acids. The record is from RefSeq and is a predicted model, not a curated record. Gene Ontology annotation, molecular function: alpha-1,2-mannosyltransferase activity. The transcript has 4 exons.
AUGGCGAUCGCGCGACCGAUUCGCAUGCUCGGUGCAGCAUGCAUUUUAUUAACGCUGUUCCUGAUAUUCCAGGUCCGUCAGGACUCAUCAGGAGUCUCAUCUAAGUUGACGCACGGCAUGAAACGGGAUCCUCUAUUAGAUCCUACUGGGGAGCCGGCUGGCGAGUUAUGGCGCGCUGAGGACCACGACUACUCCCCCGACAGCGACAAGUCCGCCCGCACGAAUGCUGCACUUAUCUCACUUGUGCGCAACCAGGAGCUUUACGAGCUGAUCAGCACUAUGCGCGACCUCGAGCGCACCUGGAACCACAAGUUCAACUAUCCGUACAUCUUUUUCAAUGACGAACCGUUCACCGAGGAAUUCAAACAGAAGACGCAAGCUGUUACCAAGGCCAAGGUCCAAUAUGAGUUGGUGCCCAAAGAACACUGGGCGGUCCCCGAAUGGAUCAGCAUGGAGCUUUUCCGCGAAUCCGCCCAGAUUCUCGAAGAGGAAAGCAUCCAAUACGCCUCCAAGCUUUCCUACCACCAAAUGUGUCGCUGGAACAGUGGGAUGUUCUACAAACACGCAGCUCUCAAGGAUUACCGAUAUUACUGGCGAAUUGAGCCCAAGGUUCAAUUCUUCUGCAAUGUUGAUUACGACGUUUUCCGAUACAUGGAAGACAACAACAAAACUUACGGCUUUACGAUCAAUCUCUACGAUGCUCCGCAAACCAUCAAAAAACUUUGGCCCGAAACCCGCAAAUUCCUGGCGGCGAAUCCUUCGUACUUGAACGAGAACAACAUGUGGGAAUGGCUUACGGACGACAAGGCUCGGCCCGAGCACACCAAAGAUGCGAAUGGCUAUUCGACCUGCCACUUCUGGUCUAACUUUGAAAUUGGCGACCUCGACUUCUUCCGAGGAGAGCAAUAUGAGUCGUACUUCCAGCAUCUGGACCGUGCUGGUGGCUUUUUCUAUGAGCGCUGGGGCGAUGCGCCUGUUCACUCGAUUGGGGUUGGUCUCUUUGCGAAUGCUGCGAACGUGCACUGGUUCCGUGAUAUCGGAUACAAUCACAUUCCAUACUACAACUGCCCCAACUCUCCCAAAUGCUCUGGAUGCAAAGCCGGCCAAUUCUUCGCCGGUGCCGACUUCCUUGCCAAAGAGGACUGUCGCCCUACGUACUUCAAAUACGUUGGCACUCACUAG